AUGGCUGCGACAGCCCUAUCACACGCCUCCGUGGACGACUUCAGGUCGCUCAGUCGACAGCCUGAGCGCGAUCCCGAUGUACAAGCCACACUAUCCGACUUCCUCACCUACACCGAGCACUUUCCCGCCCACUUGACCCGUGCCCUCACCUUGAUCCAGGAUCAGAGGGAGAAGGCGGAGCGGAACAUCAAGGCCGUCCACGAUGACACCACCGCCUACAGUAUCUUGCCCUCCAUCAAGCAUGACCGGCCAGACCCAGUGCAGCUCAGAAGGGACAUCAGCCAUGCCUUGCGAGAGGCGGAACAUGCCUGCCGAAUGUCGGCGGAAGAGGCCGUGAGACUGGACAAGGAGUGCCAGAGGGAGGCCAAGAGGCUCGACAUUGUCACUGAUAAGCUCGAGGCGCAGCCACUACCGCCAUCCAGGGACCCUACGCCCGAGCAGACUGGAUUGACUUCACCAAACUUGAAGCGUGAGCGGCGCAUGAGCACACGGGCAGAGGAGGCACACGCAGACAAGCAGCAUUCUUCGCGUGUUCCCGACAAGGCAGCAAGUAAGGCAGCAAGCAAACUACGGGGUCGGAAGGUUAUGGUGCCCGGCGAAGUCCUACCUCCGCCAGAUCCGAACGCUCCGCUCGACUUCAUCUCUGACUGGGACUCCCCACGUACCACACCACCACCGAUUGAGGAGUCAUUACUCCUCGCGCCAGGUGGUGAGCGAGAGAGGAACGAAAAGAAAGGAACGACCCCACGUCCUAGGUCUCACACUCCAAGACCUCCACGGACUGAAGAGGAGAUCGAACGUGACAGGAAGAACCCUAAGCCGCGAGGUCCACGCGCACCAGGCCAGCCAGGGACCAACGCCCAUUCAGCUGUUGCUGGUAUCAGCACGUCCAAUGCUUUGCUGGCGUUGACUGCGCCUCCACCAGAUGCCAGACCCGGCAGCAGAUGGCUUCCGUGGGCUAAACUUACCGAAUGGGAAAUGGCCAAGCUUCGAAAGCGUAUGAAGAAGAAUGCUAUCUGGGUCCCUUCCCAAACGAUGGUCCGACGCGAGCUCAAGAAUCUCGGACGGGGCAUCCAGGGCAAGGAAGCUGCCCGUGUCAACGCCGAGAGAGGCGGAGAUCCGUUUGUGGAUGAGGGUAACGAAGGUGAUCCGACCAAAGUUGUCAUUAGUGGUGAGGAAUCGGCUCAGAUGACCGCUAUGUUAGGUCCGCAAAUCUAUGCAGACGACGAAGACGCUGACGCCGAGCUUAUCAAUCGCGGCAUGAGACUCAACGAGGCCAAGAAGUUGAAGCGUCAACGACUGCUAGAGGAGCAAGCUCUCCAAGCCCAGAUCGCACGCGAGACAGGGGUGGAUCCGGCCACUGGCGGCAAACAUACCAGUCUUUCGCCAGAGGCCGACAAGAAGAAACGCAAGCGCGAAGGCUCACCCUCUGCUGGACCCCCAACUGAGGCUGGCGGCGAGAAUAAGCGACCCGCACUCAAGAAGAUCAAGAUAGCACCACCGAAGACUACCCAAGUGCCGCUCGCUCCCGCAGGCCCGUCUUCGUCGCCCAAGUCUCGCAAGCGUGCAAUUACGCCACCGGUCGGUCGCAAGACCACUAUCACCAUCAAGCCUAGCAAGGCAGUCUCAGAGGAGCCACCCAAUAGACGCUCAAGUUCGCGUCGUGUCAGCAACGCUAGCAUGCCUGGAGACUCCAAUGAUUCUGUUGAUUCGGUCGAAGCUGGACCGUCCACGACCAAGAGUGGUCGACGCAGCAGACGACCCGCACACAACGUGGUCAUUACGAGUCAUGAUGAUGAAGAUGCUAAGGUGGGCAUUUCCAAACGCAAAGCUGCUCCUAAGAAGAAGAAGAAGGAUUCAGUUGCGCCGCCAGACCAAGCUGGCUCUGCCCCUGCCAAUGAGACGGGCGAGGAGUACAUCGAUCCGCAGGAGCCUCGCUACUGCAUCUGUGGUGACGUGAGCUGGGGUACGAUGAUUGCUUGCGACAACGAUGACUGUGAGAAAGAAUGGUUUCACCUGGAUUGUGUGGACUUGACUGGCAUGCCGCCGCGUCGUACCAAGUGGUACUGCCCCGACUGUCGCAAAAAGCUCAAGCUGGGCACCGUGACCAAUGGACUUGUCGGUCGAAACUUAGGCCCCCAAGUCGCCGGCCGGUAG
Fulvia fulva is the source of this 2157-nucleotide messenger RNA. RefSeq names its product Inhibitor of growth protein 3. Gene Ontology annotation, cellular component: nucleus; Rpd3L-Expanded complex; Rpd3L complex. The record is from RefSeq and is a predicted model, not a curated record. NCBI's taxonomy places the organism in Eukaryota, Fungi, Ascomycota, Dothideomycetes, Mycosphaerellales, Mycosphaerellaceae. Bases 1 to 2157 code for a protein of 718 amino acids. Gene Ontology annotation, biological process: regulation of DNA-templated transcription. The transcript has a single exon.